AUGCCUGAAUACUAUGGAGAAAAUUCUCAACUUUGCCUGCUGGCGAUGUUGCUAGACCUCAUUGGCUAGAUAUAAACUUCUGUACAUGUUACGUUUGUAUCACUUACCUUAUAAAGUGGUCUUUGCAGAUUUUAGUUGAAUUUUCAACACAAACAAAGUCUUAUUUAAUUACAAAAUUUGCGCUAAUUAUUUCUUCAUUUAAGUAUUGAGCUUCUAUUCUUAGAGUAUCUGUCAACGAAGUUCAUAACCUGCAUUAUCUUCCCCGAGCAUCAGCUCCGAGAGAGUCUCUUGUAGAAGACCGAACUCGAUGUCAUGCUGACCAUGUGGGUCAGGGACCAGAUCGUAUAACAACAGCAGCUGUUGCGAUUCUCAAAGCUGUACAGAGUUCUGAUGACAGGUAUGAUAUUUCUUAUUUCAUGGUGUAUUGGAGUCUGCUGUAUAUACAAUAAAAACAAUAUUCUUUGUGUGUUCUCCAUUCUAGUUCUUAAUUCGUGGUGUUUGUGCAAUGUACUACAGAUAUACACAUACUUGUACAGGCUCAAGCAAUAAUCUAAUUAAUCUUUGAGUUUUUUUACUUUCUCCUACCCCCAAGCAUCCCGCCUUUCACAUUGACAUUGUUGGACCAUUCUCUUUUCCUGUAUUGAAGAUAGUUUUCUGUUUCAUGGAAAUACUAAUUUUGUACUAUAUACAUGACUGAUUCCUUCAGUAUCAGCUAUUUCUAUGUCCCCUUGAUUCAUUGCUGUGUGGAAUUAUAGCUGCAAAUCAAGUACAGUUUAUGAAGUUGCACGCUUUUUUAUUUUAUUUGAAAGUAUUUUCACUUAUAGGUUCAGCAGCUUUUUUGGUUCAAACAGACGCGUGACUGACUUUCCUUUAUUUUAAUUACAGGACUGAAAAAGUAAAUCGUGAAGUAAAGGAUGUUGUCGCCUUUCAUGCUGGAGAUUUCUUUCGGGUUUCGCAAAUUCUUCAGUUGGAUUUACAUGAACCUCCAUUUUCACAGGUGAGGAAAGACAUUAUUACGUCUCUUUGCACUGAACCUCUUCAUUAUCAUAAUCUCAGCAUUAUGAAAUGUGUUUGAUUUUGGAAAACAUCUGGGGCCGGUUGUAUAAAGUUAACUAUAGUUAGUGGAAACGUCAUCCAAGAAGAAGCGCGUAUUUGAGAGUUAAUCACUAUUUAACUACAAAAUAGUGAUUAAAAAAGUGAUUAAGAGUUUUAUACAACCGGCCCCAGAUAUCGUCCGCAGCAUUUAGAAGGAAAACCUCACGAACCAUAAUAGACUUACCCGUCUUACAUUUAGGGGCCAUUCACAAAGGAUGUCCGGCCAAAUGAUGGAUUUUCAGACCCCCCUCCCCCCUUGUCCGGCAUUGUCCGAAUUAGUGGCCCCCCUCCCCCCGGACAUCCGCCAUGCCUCGCAAAAACUCACGCAACCUUGUAUAUGUCAAGAGUAAAAAGCUUUUUUUACUUUUAGAACUUUUUUAUAACUAUAAAUGUGAAUACAAAAACAUGUAAAUUACUAAUUAAAACAAAAUCUAGUAUUAACCGCAUAGUCAAAAUGCCAAUUUCACAAUGGGAGGGAGAGUUCAAAAUAGAGGAAAAAGAAAUUUGUUUUUGAAUUUUUUUAAAUUUCGAACAUCCGGAUUGCUAAAAAAACCCCUCCCCCCUAUGUCUGAGUUUGUCCUGAUUUUCCAAACCCCCCUCCCCCCCCCCUCGGCUCGGACAUCCUUUGUGAAUGGCCCCAAAGAGAUUUUGGUGGGAAAAUAAUGUACCUUAUUCUGCAUAUGCAGCAUUUUUAAAGUGUCGCAACCUAUCGAAACAUAAAACAUUCUGAUAUGCUCAUUAUCGUGAUAAUAAUAAUUUAAUAAAUUUAUUAACGAAAAAAUAAUGAACCAGCUUCUGUAAUAUUAUGAAUAAAUUGAAAAAUAAAAAUUUUAAUUUUAAUCGGAAUCCAUGACUGGUCACUGACAUUGAACCUCUGUAAUUGAAAAAUCUUUAACAUGUAACUAUGUAAGUUCAAGUUAAAAUUAUCCAUUUCAGGACAUUUUCAUACAUAUGCAGGGUGUUUCAAAAAGCCCCCAUGAAUGCUUUGUGCAUGGUAUUACCACGUGAGAUAUGUGAAGUUUCGGAGUUAGUGGAUAAAAUGGCUCAUAUUCUUAUUCUAUAAUGAAUCAUAUUCUUAUAAGCCAUUGAUAUUUGACGGAAGAAAACAACAAACCUUUGCUGUCUAGAAUCACGUGGUGACACCAAUAUUCUGGCUAGUCAAAGUCAAGAAUAUGUCAGCAUACUUUUGUUUUAGAAUUGGAUUUUCAAAGGGCAAUGCCGAAGUAGAAAUAUAGGUACCGAUGGUUUGUAAUCUCUAAACAUCACGAUUUCGUUUAUUGUCAAAAAUAAUUAAAAUGAAAUGUCUCUUAUUUAGUGUGUGGCUUGGGUAGACGAAGCAAAACUGAAUCAGUUAAGACGAGAAGGAAUCAGAUAUUCAAGAAUUCGACUCCAAGACAAUGAUAUUUAUUUUAUUCCUCGUAAUGUUAUUCAUCAGUUUCAAACCGUCUCGGCGUGUGGAAGUAUCGCGUGGCACCUCAGACACAAAAUGUACCACCGUCAAGAUGAUACUAAAGAAAUUUAA
This is a messenger RNA of Paramuricea clavata, 2617 nucleotides long. The record is from the annotation of a GenBank genome assembly. NCBI's taxonomy places the organism in Eukaryota, Metazoa, Cnidaria, Anthozoa, Malacalcyonacea, Plexauridae.